Molecule: messenger RNA, 2198 nt
Organism: Girardinichthys multiradiatus
Lineage: Eukaryota; Metazoa; Chordata; Actinopteri; Cyprinodontiformes; Goodeidae
Gene: ak3
Product: adenylate kinase 3
Exons: 5
Coding region: 371-1042 (223 amino acids)
Biological process (GO): nucleobase-containing compound metabolic process
Cellular component (GO): cytoplasm; mitochondrion
Molecular function (GO): ATP binding; AMP kinase activity
Source: RefSeq, a predicted model, not a curated record
CAAUAAAUGGAUCGCCAUUAAAGCAAAUGCAGUGACAAGAAGAUAUCGUUUCUGCACAGUUUGAGGGGAAAAUGCACUUUCUGCACGAUGCUUAAACAGGUCUCCAUCUGCCUCUGCUGGCUGAGCUGGGUCUCGACUCCUUUCUCCUCCUCUCUCCUCCUCCUUCCUUUCCUCCUCCUCUUCCUCUUAGUUUCAGCCGAGCUGAAGGAACAGAGGGCUGACACUGCCUGCUUUAAGACUCGCCCCAUUGUUGCGUAGUUUGCAAGAAAAAAAAAAACCCAACUGUCUACUCUCUCUUCUUGCUUCUAUCCAGUCUAAUUGGAACAAUUUAGACGGAAGUUUGAUCCGAAUUCUGCAGCAGUUGGGAAUUAUGGUUCUGCAGAGAGUAAUCCGUGCUGUCAUCAUGGGACCUCCAGGAUCGGGGAAGGGAACGGUGUCUGCGCGCAUUACCAAAACUUUCGGACUGCAACACAUGUCUAGUGGGGACAUUUUAAGAGCCAACAUCAAGGAAAAAACAGAGCUCGGCCUGUUGAUGAAGUCCUGCAUUGAUCAGGGACAGCUGGUACCUGAUGACAUCAUGUCUCGUCUCAUCCUGAACGACUUGAGGAAGAUAGACAACAGCGGCUGGCUGCUUGAUGGAUUUCCUCGGACUGUGUCCCAGGCAGAGGCUCUUGAUCAUGUCUACUCUGUAGAUACAGUCAUCAACCUGAAUGUACCUUUCCAGACCAUCAAGGAAAGGCUGACCUCUCGUUGGACUCACAUCCCCAGUGGCAGAGUCUAUAAUACAGAUUUCAAUCCACCUAAAGUUCCUGGUUUGGAUGAUGUGACAGGGGAGCCUCUGGUCCAGAGAGAUGACGACAGACCACAGACGGUCACACGGAGACUGAAGUCCUACGAAACCCAGACAGAGCCCGUCCUAGAGUACUACAGGAGUAAAGGUGUGCUGGAGACCUUUACGGGGACAGAAACCAACAAGAUAUGGCCACACGUUGAAGCUUUCCUCCACAGAAAAUUCUCCAGCCUCAGUCAAAAGGCUGCUUAGCCUCAGUUAAGAACAAGAACGCCAGAAUUUUACUGAUGGAAAACCACACUGUCCAAUCAAAAUGCAGCAUGUUAAUACUGGAGCACAGAUGAAUUGGGUUUUUAAUAAAAGUUAAGCCCUUAAAUUUGUAAAUGGAGAUUAAGCUAUUUUACGGAGUAAAACUACUACAUAUGUUAGAAAAAGUAUUUUUAAAUCCAAUCUUCGAGCUCCUGUGUUGUAAAAAUAAUUUGGGGGUAAUUCAGAUGAGUGUGUGCAAAACCUUUUUAAGGAUUCGCUGUUAGUGUGUCCACUUUGUGCCUUUUAUAAAGCCAGAAGCUAAUGGCUGAAUCGAAAAUGAAGUUUUUGCAACACUACAUCAGGGAUUAGUUUGCACAAGUGACUGCAAGAAGAAGGCGGGAGCUUUCGGUACCCCCGGGUAAACACAACCAGCAUUAGUUCUUCUCUUGUAAUCCAAGCACACACUACCUGAGGCAUCAGCAACAGACUUUUUUAAAUGAUAAAUCCUGGAUGGGAAGCUAUUUUUUGUAGUGUAACGAGUGUGUACAUCUGCCUAAUGAGGACGUUUUCUGCAGUGGCUAGUUCCUCUAAACACAACAUGCUGUUGGGUUUUAGUUCGAUUUAUGCACACGUGCCUUUUGCUGCCUUUCACCGGCUGUUUUGACAAAGAUAGUCGGUAAAUACAUUUUUUUCCUCUAAUCAUGGACCAAUUUAAAUAAUUUAUAAACUGACAUGUAUUUUAUAAUUUUUAAUUCUUACAACAAAUGUGUUGUAUAACAGCUUCUUUCAACCACCUCAGGUCUUACUAGUGAUGCCUCUGAAACACCAUUUUUUUUUAAGUCAUAAUCCAUUCAUUGUUGCUACUAUAUUCCUUGUGAGCAUUUAUUUUGUCUGACCCAACCGUGGAAUAAAACAUGAACACAUACAUAGACACAGGUUAUGCAGGGUUAAAUGUUGUUGGAAGGCAUCAGCUUGCAGUUUUUGCACAUUGUUCUGAAUGUUUGCCCUGUUAGAAAAGCCUUAAUAAUGCUUCUAUGGAGUGUGUUGUAUGUGGUCAUUCUGGUUUCUUAAACACUUUCAUGCAUUGCUGAAAUACAGAAACGUUCUUUUCACAUGCAACUCAGAUAUUUAAGAAUCACAAUAAACUUCUUGUACAGUG